Naumovozyma castellii is the source of this 879-nucleotide messenger RNA. RefSeq lists its product as uncharacterized. Bases 1 to 879 code for a protein of 292 amino acids. The record is from RefSeq and is a predicted model, not a curated record. NCBI's taxonomy places the organism in Eukaryota, Fungi, Ascomycota, Saccharomycetes, Saccharomycetales, Saccharomycetaceae. The transcript has a single exon.
AUGUCCUUCGAUAAUGAAGCUUACCUAGCUGACCAAAAUAGACCCCAUUGUCUCGAAUCUAAUGUCUUCUUCGGUUCUUUACAAACCAUAGCGACUCAAACCCAAUCAAUAAAACAUGAAAAUAUAAGAUUCUUUAUUGCCAUCGAUAUUCCAACACAACAAGCGGCAAAAUUAUACACAGACGUCAUCUCGAACAUUUAUGACUCCAAAGAUGAUGUAAUAAUGAUAAAUUUCGAUUCCAAAGCUAUCCCUAACGAUUCCCUUUUCCAAUCUGAUGAAUUAUUGACUUUCUACCGUUGGAAUAAUAGUCGUCUUCUGGCAUUAUCAAUGGGUCAAGUUAUAGCCAAUGCGCCCAACGCCAUCACAAAUGAAUUGGACUAUAUAAUGCAAGGAAAUAAUAAAUUAGAUUCUAAUAUUAUUACGCUAGAAAAUAUUGAAAAAUUCCAAGUCUUUAAUGAUUUUGUUACCAUUUUUAAAAACUUGGGGAACAAAAUUCUCAUAUUCGGAGAUGUUGAAGAUAACGAAAAUUUAAUCACUUUGUUAAUAUCGACCGUAUUAAGGAAAACACCAACUUUAAAAUUAAUGGAUGCAUUACAAUUUGUUAAGAAUUUGAAAAGUGGUGAUGGUUUGCAGUUAAGGGAGGAAAAAAUAUUUUGGUGUAGUCCACUUAUUAAUUACCAUGAAUUUGUAAGGAAAAAUAAAAUGUAUUGGGGACCCUCUUCCAAUAAAACAAUUAAUACUACUUCAAUGUUGAGUUAUCAGAAUAUUAAUAGUAAUCCAAUGUUUAUGAAGACGAAUAAAAGACACGAGGAUAAUAUGAUGACAAAUCUACCCAAGCAAAUCAGCGUAUCAAGUAGUAAGAGAUCUCGUGCUGAUUAA